Clunio marinus is the source of this 402-nucleotide messenger RNA. Lineage: Eukaryota; Metazoa; Arthropoda; Insecta; Diptera; Chironomidae. The record is from the annotation of a GenBank genome assembly.
AUGUCGCCUAAUUGCAUGGCAUUUACAAAUAAAUUAAAUCAUUUGUUUCAACAUGAUAAUUCAUUUGGGAGCUGGUGGAGCAUCAGACUUAAAGUCUUAAUUUUAUCGGAUGCAUACCUACAUACGAGCAUAGAUAUAAGUUUAUGCUUCGGAAGAACCCACAGAAGAAAAAUUGAAGACAAACCGCCUUUCAACUCACAAGAAGAGAUUUUAUAUCACGAGAUGUCGUACAACUGUAAUGAUCUUCAAAUGUCACAUUCGACAGUUCCCUUCAUCUUGCAUCAACUUCAAAAUAAAGAAAAAUUCAAGUCAAGCGAAUUGGAGACAGAGAAAUGGAAACGUUUUGACAAUGCAAUUAGAUCACUUUCAGUUUUAUGUUUAUGUUUUGUUUUUGGUAGCUAA